Esox lucius (northern pike) is the source of this 7125-nucleotide messenger RNA. It is a transcript of the gene tdrd12, whose product is annotated as tudor domain containing 12. The transcript is spliced from 36 exons. The record is from RefSeq and is a predicted model, not a curated record. Gene Ontology annotation, molecular function: metal ion binding. Gene Ontology annotation, biological process: transposable element silencing; germ-line stem cell division. Lineage: Eukaryota; Metazoa; Chordata; Actinopteri; Esociformes; Esocidae. Bases 463 to 5031 code for a protein of 1522 amino acids.
GUUUAAUGAUUUUAUACACGUACUGUAUUUUCCUGACAUUUUUUAUAAGAAUUCGUGGCACAAUAGAUAGGUGUGAUGUCUGGUACCGCCUGUUACUAGAUCGCGACAUUACCGUGUGCGCGAAGAUAACGAGCACGUUUAAGCUUGCUCGUUAACGUAAAACAUGUCUACUGUAAAUCGUUCUACGUAAAUGUGUCAAGUUGAGGUUCGUGUUUGAAAGCAUAUUGCCAUCGGAGAACUUGCCUGCAUUUUACUACGAACUUUGGCACAGAUCAAACGAAACUUCGAAUGUAGUAUAUAAGUAUUCACGUGCUAUUGAAUAUGUCGAAUCUGUAGCUUUCAAAACUGUACGGUACAUCCGGGACUCGCGGUUCAAUAUUCCAAUCACUAAGCGACGCCAAUUCGCCGUACUGCACAUGUAUAGCUACACAGGGAACCAAACUGCCGGUAGAUUUUGGAGCAAUGCUUGAAAUACGUAUUUUGAAGGUGGAGAACCCAUCCUGUCUGUGGGGAAGGUUGGUGAAAGGUAUCGAAGGGACCGAGAAUAAAAAAGAAUAUGAUGAUCUGCAAGUGAAAAUGAACCUUUUCUAUCAUGAGGUCAACCUUGAUGUGCAGAAGGUCAAACCCUCUUCGAUUGAGGAGGGACAGGUGUGUGUGGUGUACUGGUCUGCCUUGAGGAGUUGGUGCAGAGUCAUCAUCGAGUCACUAUUCAAGGGCACUACUGGAACCAAGGCCAUGUGUUUCCUAGUUGACCACGGAGAACGAGUCGUUGUCAGCUAUGAGGAGAUUCUGGCUCCUUUGGAGACGUUUCUGCAGCUGCCAUUCUGGGUUAGAAAGUUUAAGCUUGCAGGAGUCCUACCCAUGACACUGCUGGUGUCCGGAGACUGCCUGCAGAAAGCUGAGCUAAUACCUUCGACGCAGUGGGACAGCUCUGCCACACGCUAUCUGCACAACCUUUUACGCGCUUCUACCCAGAUGGAGGCAGUGUUGCGUGACACACAAGCAGAUUGCGAUUCCAUAGAGCUCUACUUGACCGUCAAAAAUGUGAAGAUCUGUGUGAAUGACGAACUUGUCUUGAAGAAGUUUGCUUUCUUCAAAAGCCAGAAGACCGAAGAAACCGAUGAAAAUGUUGACAGAUCCCCUGCUAUUUUAGCUUGUGACAUCUUUUCCGAGACACAGAACUUUUUGGCCACAGAUGGUUGCACCGUAUCAUCUCGUUCAGAUUUUUUCCCUCGUCUGCAGGACCCUACUGCUGACGCUAAUGUGACUGAUCAUUGCCAGACAACGCCCAGGCAAAAGGCACCUGUUGAGUUUUCGAAGCCAAAGAAAAGCCUAGCGAGUGGAGGAAAGCCCUUCAAGGGAGACAAGAAAGCAGUGCAGAACGUGAAAUCAAAGACAUUUUCGGAGAUUGAUGGCGAUGAAGAGGCGAGCGUUAAAGAUGCAGGAGAAGACGGCAACACCUCUUUAGUGUCGGAUCUGUUACAAAAUCUGAAUCUGUUCAGAUUGAUGAAGUUCCUGAAUCCUGCUUCCAUCACUCCAAGGGCUGUAAUUCCCAACGGUGGCAUUAAUGAAGAUGAGGGAGGUGCUGGUGAGCAAUUCUCUGAGAUUUCGGAGAAAGAACCGGUCAAUGCAGCUCAACCGAUGGAACCACAGACUGAAGCAGCAGUAUGCAAAAGUCCCACUGCUGAACAUGAGGAACAGCCAUGCACUGAACUAAGUGGCCUAGUAGAAGACGGGACACACGAGUGUAACUUCGCAAAGCAGCCUAUUACUGACGUAGAGCUCGCCUGUGCUCAGCUGUUGCAGUUUCUAAACCCUGAUCCUCUAAACCAAACUGGAGAUUCCUCUGAAGCAGUUUGUAGCGACCCGAGCAAGAACGGGAUUGUGGUGCACUCGGCCAUCAGCCUGGACGCCUGCACCAGCCUGGCCAACGCACCCAUCACAGACACCUUGCGCAGGAUCUUAAUGAGGAAGGGGUAUUCCGACCCGUCUGUGGCUGAGAGUUACUGCUGGCCGGCAGUGGCCCGAGGAUGUGACACAGUCGUCAUCUCACACAGCGGAGACAGACCCCUCACCUACAUCCCUCCUUUCCUGGCCCACAUGCAGCUCUCCUCAGUCUUCAGUGCCGUCUCUUCUCGCACGGGGCCCAUAGCGGUGAUCCUGUGUCCUGGGUGGGAGAAAGCCCAGGCUGUGUUUGACCUGCUGGAAGAGAGCCAUACCGUCCAGGACCUCCAUCCCAUGCUUAUACUGGUAGGACUGGGGAAGGAUGAGGCAAAGAAUGUCAAGAUCCAGAACAACUUCAAUGCUGCAAGCCAAUUUCCGGACAGGACCAAGUCUAUACGCUGCUGCCUCCUCUAUCCAGGCCAGGUUAUAGUGUCCACUCCCUUCACCCUGGCGCGGCUGCUGGGUUCCCACUGUUUCCAGUUGUUGAGGCUGUGUCACCUGGUGUUGGACGAGGUGGACCUACUUUUCUCUCGAGCCCCGGAUGAGAUGGCCUCCAUCCUCCAGCACUUUAAGAAGGUGACCGCCGGUGAAGAACGGACGUCGUGUCCAAGACAGAUCAUAGCCGCGGGCAAACGCUGGAGUCCCCACUUGGAGGGCCUGCUCCGUGAUCACAUGAGCAGCCCCGCCGUUGUCAUCACGGUAACGGAGGAGGCCGCGCUCUAUGGCAACGUGCACCAGAUGAUCCUGCUGUGUCUGGACUCCAGCAAGAUGUCUGUCUUGCUGGCAGGACUGGACUUGAUUCCCGAUGUGGCACAGAAGACCCUUUUCAUCACCAACUCUGCUGAGGAGGUCGAGCAGGUCUUCAAGGCUGUUUCCAAAACAUCAGCGUUCUCCCUUAAAGCCCACGAGGGCUUAACCUACCAGUUUGACUUUGUCAUUGAGCAGUGGAAGAAGCCCAUUGGACCUGGCACACAUGUCAUUUUGGUCACAAACAACGAGUGCAUCAAAGCUCUGGGUAUCCGGGAUGCCACGUGUGUUGUUCACUAUAGCUUCCCAAGCUCUCCAAAGCUGUUUGGCCGUCGUCUAUUCUGCAUGUCUGAGAACUUCCGGAACCUUUCAGACGAGGGGACUGCUGCAGAGAGCCAAGCACCCGUUGCCAAGUCCGUGCUGCUGCUGUCUGAGAAAAACGCCCAUCACGUGAUUGGUGUCCUGCGCUAUCUGAAGCGUACAGAGGCCUUGCUGCCUACAGAGCUGCUGCACUUUGCCCAGGGAGUUCUGCAAGCUAAAGAGGAACAGAAGACUGACAGGCCCCUCUGCCUCUACCUGAAGAGCUUUGGCUUCUGCAGGGACAGCAGUGUGUGUCCUGAUCGACACAGCAUCAGCCCCACGUUGGACCACCCAGUGCAUCCAGAGUUGGGGACUAUUCUGGUUCUGCCCUUGUACAUAAAAACAGCCUCUGUCUACUAUGGGCGCAUAGUGAGAAAGAAGGAAGACCUUUAUGAGAGCCUGGCAGAAAAGAUGACGGCGUACUAUGCCACUGAGAAGCUGGGUGCUAAUGAGGUGCUAGAGGGGGGUGUCUACGGACUACAGGAGGAGGAGCUUUACCACAGGGUGCGAGUCACCUCUGCGCCAGACAAAGGCGACCGUCUGUUCAACAGCGUGAGGGCGCUGUUCCUGGACGAGGGCCGUGAGCAGGAAGUGAAGGCCCACCAGCUGCUGCAGCUCCCAGCCCAGUUCCACAGUCUGCCACCCCAGGCCCUGGAGAUUGUCGUCUGCAGGGCCAUGCCCAUCGAUGCUGAGGUUGACUGGAACCCCAAGGUGAUCAGAGCCAUCAGUCAGAAGAUCAGAGGCCAGCAGCACCAAGCCAAGGUUGCUUUGAGUUUGAGAAACACCGUGUUUGUUGAUCCCAUGGUGAGAAUGACCCACAUGCCAGGCUUGAAGACCUUCAUAAAUGAGUACAACGUCCACACGGAGAUCCUGAGCACUGGGAUGGGUACCAGCAACCCGACACACCUAGACCGGCUGAAAGAGCUCUGUCAGAAGGCUGGGCCUAAAGCCAGUACUGGGGAAAUCCCUCUCGGUACUGGGCCUGACGGCUCUGAGGCGAGCCUAGAAGACAAGGUGCAGGCUGCCGAGGAGGCCCUAGUCCACAGCAUGAGGGCGGCUGUCGAGAAUCUACACGAUGGCUCAGGAGAACCGUCCCAGCGGCAAACUAUCGCACUUCAAGCCCAUGAAGAUGUGCCUCUCCUUCCUGUGGACCCAAAGGUGUCCGGUCAUUCGUCCCAGCCUCCCAUUAACCAGGCCCAGCCUCUGCCCAAGCCACAGACCAAAGUCCCAGUUGCAGUGGUGUCCAAUCUGAGCGAGGCCGAACCACCAACACUCGUUGACAAGAACCAGAUACCCGCCCCACUCCCAACACCUAGCGAGGACGAGAUGCCGGCCACAACACCCGCAGACCCAAAGGCAGUGCAAUGGAGGUGUCUUUUGGGCAACCUGAACGGAACCACUCACCAGCAGGGGUAUUCUGCCCUACAGGGAUUUCCCCCUAGAGACUGGAUUUCUAAUGUUGAUCACCCUGUUGCAAAUGGUCAUUGGAUGGACGACGAGCAAAUCGACAGCCAGAAUGCCAUCCACACGGAGGACAUCAUCCGUGUUGACAAGAUCAACACAGAUGCACCAAAACGUUUCCACCCCCAGAUUAAGUGGUUUCAGAGAGAAGACACUGUCAUGCUGAACGUGUUGCUCAGGGAACCAGUUGAACAGACAUGUGAAUUCUUCUCUGACAGAGUGGUGUACAGUGCGCGAGUGAACGACAAGCUGUACCACGCUGACCUGGAGCUCCACAGCAGCAUCUCUGUAGACAAGUGUUCCUGGGAGAUGAAGUGUAAUGAGCCGGUCAUCAGGCUAGUCAAAGAAGAGAGGGGAAGCUGGAAGAGGCUCCUCAAACAAAAGAGUCCUUUUAUUAGUUUGGACUUCAACCGCUUCGAGGACAACGCAAUGAAAACCUCAAAUGGUCUCUGUGUUGUUGGACAUGCAGGGGAGGAAGGCUGCUACUUCACCUCAGACAGUGACAGUGACAGUGACUGACCUCAGACGCAUGGCCCUAUACCUCCCUGGUCCUCCCUUUAAUCAACACUUGUGACAAUCAAAAUAACCAACUGUUUGUUUUGAUGGACCUUUUAUUAAUUUCAUCUUGAGACACAUUGCUGCAGUCCUUUGGCUAUUUUAAGACAUUUCAUAGGACUGUUCCUUAAAGGUCAACAUUGGGCACAAUGUAUUUUUUUUCAAACUUUGCUUUCUACAUUUUUGAACAGACGUGGGGUGUGCUAUAAGUUACUACCUGUUGCCAAAUAGUGCUUUAGUGUAGACACCGCUCUAGUUUCAAGGCUGAGGGAGAUGAGGAGGUCAGAGUGCUGCUUACUCGUUCUUCUAGGAUUUGUUUUUAAGGGCAAGGAAUCUGUGGAGGGGUUUUUGGUUUUAAGAAUUAAAUUACUUUAAAGUUUAAAGAUGUUUUUCAGGCAUUUUCUUUAAAAGAAUUGUUUUCUGGACAGCCGUUCUGCUAUCAGACUGUGGAGUUAUUUUAGAUACAUCAAUGCUGUUCCAGCUUCAAGGGAAUGUUUGUUUCACCAUUGGGGACUCAGGACGAUGAGAGCUUUAACUGGGCUUAGUGGGACCUGUCGCACCUUAUGGGUGGGACGGCCAAGAGACCAAAGCAGCAGGACCGUUCCCCCUUGCUGCUCCCUUGGCAAGCAACAUGGUUUUGUAGUAGAUUGGAGUCUCAGAUGGAAGCCAGUGGUGUUAGCGAAGGAGUGGUUGACGUUACCCAUAAAUGGGGACAGUUUAUUGAUUCAUAAAGAGAGGUUUGGAAACCCUGGCCUUAUCAGUUUCCAGACCUAAACCCGAAGUGAGAUGUUGUAGGGGUACCUGAAGUUAAGACACAAGUUGUUGAUGAGCCAAAACUGUUCUGUGUGGAAGAGUUGGACAACGUUGUACAGUAAUGUGAAAAACUAAACUACAUUGUUUGGUUACAGUGCAUACAGAAACUGUUCAAACCCUUAAAAAAUCAUCUAAUAGCUUGGGGAGUCGCUAGAGCUAAACGAGACUUUAGCGUGGUGGGCCAAAAUUCCAAACCCUUCAGUACUUUGUUGUAGCACAAUUGGCAGUGAUUACGGCUUAUGAUAUUCUUAGGUAUGGCACUACAAGCCUAGCACCUGUAUUUGUUUCUCUCAUUCUUCCCUGCAGAUCCCUUCAAGCUCUGUCAGGUUAGAUGGGGAUAGUCAUUACAGAGAUUUCUCUUCCAUCAGGUUCAGUCUGGGCUCUGGCAAACAAGGAAAUUGUCUCAAAACCAUUCCUGUAAUGUUUUGGCUGUGUGCUUAGGGUCGUUAUCCUGUUGAAAGGUGAACAUUCACCCAGUCUAAGGUAGUGAGUGUUCUGGAGUAGGUUUGCAUCAAGGAUCUGUCUGUACUUUUCUCUAUUCUUCUUUUCCCUCGAUCCUGACUAGUUUCCCAGUCCCUGCUACUGAAAAACCUCCCCAAAGCACGCUCCCACCGUCAUGCUUUCGCUUUAGGGGUGGUAUUGGCCAGGUGAUUUUGGUUUCAUCAGACCAGAGCGGGCUUUCAUCAACUCCAAGCGGCCUAUCAUUGCCCUUCUACUGAAGAGUGGUGUCAAGGUCUGAAUGGUGGAGUGCUGCAGAGAUUGUUGUCCUUCUGGAAGGUUCUCCAAUGUCAAUACAGGAAUUCUGUUGCGCUGCCAGAGGACAAUCAGGUCCUUUGUCAUCUCCCUGACCAAGGAAGUUCUCCACUGAUGGCUUAGUUUGGUGGGGCGGGCAUCUAUAGGAACAGUUGGUGGUUCCAAACUUCCAUUUAGAAAUGGAGGCCUGUGUGUUCUGGGGACCUUCAAUGCUGCAGAUUUGUUUUUGCUACGAGUGUCAACAUCUGUGCCUUGACACGAUUCUGUCUCAGCUAUUCAGGUAGUUCCUUUGACCUCAUAGGUUGGUUUUUGUUCUGACAUGUAUUGUCAUCUGUGGGAUCUUAUAUAGGUCGUUGUGCCUUUACAAAUGUCAAAUUUGUUACAUUUACCACUGAACUCCUAGUAGUACAAGCAUAGUCAAUAGAAACAAUGCACCUGAGCUCAAUUCCCAGUGCCGUAGCAAAGGGUCUGAAUACUUACGUACAUGUAAUA